AAUAAAUACCGGUGGGGCAUCUGAAAAGCGAAGUAUCUAGUUUUGCAUUGUGAUCAACAUGCAGAAGGCCUUAUUGUGUUUGCUCUUUGCUUCGGCAUACACCGCAUUUGCGGUUCCAGUAACGUCAGACUACUCUGAGGACCGCGUCUACCCUCGCUUCAUCGAAUUCCCCGAUGGCCAGGGUGUCAUGCACACUGUUGACCUUGAAGCUGAACCCGAUUAUGAACUCCUUGCUGAAAUCGAAAGAAAUCCGAAUAACAACCGGUAUUUGUUGUUCACCAGACGUAACUCUGGAUCCUCGCAGACUUUGACUAUGAACAAUGCUAAUUCUAUCAGAAAUUCUAACUUCAACCCUAAUGUUCCGACCGUGGUCGUCGUUCACGGCUGGCUCAGCAACCAGAACACUGACAUCAACCCUGUUAUAAGAGAUGCUUACCUGAGGAAGAGUGACGUCAACGUCAUUGUUAUGGAUUGGAGACGACUUGCUCUAUCCGAUUAUGCAACAGCAGUGCGUGGAGUACCCGCCGUUGGUCGAGGUCUUGGACAGUUCAUGAACUUCCUCAACCAAGUCACUGGUCAUCCCUUUACCAGCAUGCAUCUUGUUGGCUUCAGCUUAGGUGCCCAUAUUGUUGGCAAUGCUGGUAGAGAAAUGCGCGGUAGAGCCGCCCGUGUUACAGGUUUGGACCCCGCUGGCCCUCUAUGGAACUACAACUCAAACCGUCUUAACCGCAACGAUGGUGUUUACGUCGAGGCUAUCCACACCGACGGCGGUUAUACCGUCGGAGGUCUUGGUAUUGGCUCUAACGUAGCCAACGCUGACUUCUACCCCAACGGUGGCAUCUCCCAACCUGGCUGCCUCACCAACUUAUGCAAUCACAACAGAGCUUGGGAACUGUUCGCCGCUACUGUUACCUACAACCAUUUGGUCGGCAGGCAGUGCUCCAGUUCAUCGCAAAUCACUUGGGACAACUGUCGCGGGUCACAACUUCGUAUGGGCAACGAUGAUCUUAGGAAAACUGGAUCCGGAAUGUACCGUCUUAAUACCAACAGAAGAUAUCCUUUCGGAUCAAAACUGGCAUACGACAGUCCUAGACAUAGAGAGAUGCUUGAAUUUCUAGUUAUCAUGAUUAAGGCGCUUCUGUUUAUUGUUUUUGUUACGGUGUAUACCGUAGCUUCGGUACCGGUGACUUCUGAAUUUUCUAUGGAACGAGAGUAUCCCCGGUUCAUAGAAUUCCCUGAUGGCGAUGGCGUCAUGCAUACUGUCGAUCUUGAAGACGAAGUAGAUUAUAAACUAGUGGAUGAUAUCACAAAGAAUCCCGAUAAUAACAAAUAUUUGCUAUAUACCAGGCGCAACCCUGGCUUCCCGCAGUAUUUGGUGAUGGGUAUCAGCGAAUCCAUUAAGUAUUCGCUUUUCAACCCUAAAGUGCCCACCGUUGUCAUCGUUCACGGCUGGCUCAGCAAUCAGAACUCGGAUUUGAAUCCAGUUAUUAGAGACGCAUAUCUCGAACACAGGGAUGUGAACGUCAUUAUUCUUGAUUGGAGGAGGCUUGCUCUAUCCAACUAUGUGACUGCUGUGUUGGGUGUACCAGCCGUUGGCCGAGGAUUAGGACAAUUCCUUAUGUUCAUCAAGCAGAUUACUCGUCAGGACUACUCCAAGAUGCAUCUCGUUGGAUUCAGUUUAGGUGCUCACAUCGUGGGUAAUGCUGGUAAAGAAUUGAAUGGGACAAUUGCUCGAAUCACAGGUUUGGAUCCCGCUGGACCUCUAUGGAAUCUCAAUUCUAACAGUCUUGGUCCCAACGACGCUGUUUACGUCGAAGCCAUCCACACUGACGGUGGCUACACCGUUGGAGGUCUCGGCAUCGGAUCUGACGUCGCUAAAGCAGACUUUUACGUCAACGGAGGAACCUCUCAACCUGGUUGUCUCACCAACGUCUGCAACCACAACAGAGCAUGGAAAUACUUUGCUGCCAGCAUAACGUACGACCAUUUAGUAGGAAAGGAGUGUGCUAGCUCUUGGCAGAUUACUUGGAAUUCGUGCAAAGGUCCGCAACUUCAUAUGGGUAAUGGUGAUUUGAAGAAAUACGUUAGUGGGAACCGCAGAUUCCGGGCUAACACAAAACGACGGUAUCCAUACUAAUUUAAUGAAACUAGUAUUAAAAAUGUGUAAUUAUUAAGCACUAA
Trichoplusia ni (cabbage looper) is the source of this 2181-nucleotide messenger RNA. RefSeq lists its product as uncharacterized. The coding region runs from base 59 to 2137 and encodes 692 amino acids. The record is from RefSeq and is a predicted model, not a curated record. Lineage: Eukaryota; Metazoa; Arthropoda; Insecta; Lepidoptera; Noctuidae. The transcript is spliced from 13 exons. Gene Ontology annotation, molecular function: lipase activity. Gene Ontology annotation, biological process: lipid metabolic process.